This is a messenger RNA of Colossoma macropomum (tambaqui), 1146 nucleotides long. Its product is annotated as serine/threonine-protein kinase pim-2-like. Bases 1 to 1146 code for a protein of 381 amino acids. Gene Ontology annotation, molecular function: ATP binding; protein serine/threonine kinase activity. Gene Ontology annotation, biological process: negative regulation of apoptotic process; regulation of mitotic cell cycle; protein autophosphorylation. The transcript has 7 exons. Gene Ontology annotation, cellular component: cytoplasm. NCBI's taxonomy places the organism in Eukaryota, Metazoa, Chordata, Actinopteri, Characiformes, Serrasalmidae. The record is from RefSeq and is a predicted model, not a curated record.
AUGAUCAUCCUGCACUCAGACACUUCUCAGAGAAAGAGGAAGAGAGCUGAGGAGGGAUGCAGCCAGUGUUUCGAGGGAACAAGCAAUGUUUCCAACACUGACGCUCCUGCAGGGAAGAAGAGGAAGGGGGCAGUGAAGCGGCCCAGGAAAACGACUCCUGGACAGAAGAAAGCCACCGAGUCAGAAACCUUUGACUCCUGCUAUGAUGUUGGAGACAAACUGGGUGAAGGAUGCUUUGGCUCUGUCUACGAAGGAAGACGCAUUUCUGAUGGCCUACAGGUGGCCAUCAAAUUUGUCUUGAAAUGGGAAACAGAUCGAUAUGUCUACAGCCCUGUUGAGUCCAAGGCCGUGCCUGUGGAAGUGGCUCUGCUGCAGAUAACGAGCCAGCCACCCGUCUGCCAGAACAUAGUUCAGUUAAUCGAAUGGUUUGACGAGCCUGAGGAAUACAUCCUGAUACUGGAGCGCCCUCACCCAUGUGUGGACCUGGAGAGGUUCAUGUUAAACCUUGGAAAUCGCCUGGAUGAAGAAACGGCCCAAGCUAUUAUGGUCCAAGCAGUGGAGGCAGCGAGCCAGUGCAGCACGCGAGGUGUCCUGCAUCGGGAUAUGAAAGGGGAGAACUUCCUGAUCAACACGGACACCUCAGAGGUCAAACUUAUUGACUUUGGCUGCGGUGACCUGAUUAAGACAACUGAAUAUGACAGAUAUGCAGGCACGCUUCUAUACUGCCCUCCUGAGUUUUUUGUUAGCAGGAAGUAUCACGCUGAUCCUGCAACAGUUUGGUCACUUGGUGUCCUGCUGUUCAGGAUGGUUUGUGGAUACCUUCCCUUUGCUGACCGUGCGAAGACCAAGUUGGGGAUUUUCAACAUCAAGGAUGGCCUUUCUAAAGACACUCCUCAGACAAAGAGGAAGAGAGCUGUGGAGGAAUGCAGCCAGAGUGCUGAAGAGGGAACAAGCAAUGUUCCUACCACCGACGCUCCAGCAGGGAAAAAGUGGAAAGAGGCAGUGAACCAGCCCAAGAGCAUAACAGAGAUAGAGAAUAAAGCCACCGAGCCAGGUGAGGAGAGGGAGAGGAAGAAGCUGAAGGAGACUGACAGAGCUGAAGGAGCAGAACUGAUGGAGGUUAGUGAUCAAGAAGAAAGCGAGUGA